GAAUCAGGUUGGCAGAUUGUGUGGAGGAAAGCUUCAUUUUAGGAGGAGCCUUAACUUCAAAGAAGUAAUGAACAAGACAGACACUGCAAUCUAGAGAUUCUGCGAGUGUGUGUAUGUGUGGAACGGAACUCUGCAGCUAAAGAAAUAUCUCCAACCAGAGAAUGCAUUACCCAUUUUUUAAUUAAUUCACCAACUUUAAAAUCAAGGAAGAAAAUACAUCAACUACUUGAGACUGGCUACUGGUUCUGAACAUUUGGAAAUAUUAAGCAUAAUCAUAUUCUUAACUCAUGGUGCAGGAGAAAGGAAGAAAAAUGAUUCAGCAGGGAGCAUACAGAUGGUCCCAUUUCUUCUCCUUUUUGUUGGUGUCCAUCAUUCCAGCUGUGAGAGCCGAGUAUUCCAGCUGUGGUGAGAAUGAGUACUACAACCAAACCACCGGGGGCUGCCAAGUGUGCCCCCAGUGCCAGGCUGGGGAAGAACCGUACAUGAGUUGUGGCUAUGGUACUAAAGAUGAAGGCUAUGACUGCAUGCCUUGCCUACCAGGCAAGUUCUCGAAGGGUGGCUACCAGAUCUGCAGGAGACACAAGGACUGUGAUGGGUUCUUCCGGGCGACUGUCCUCACCCCUGGCACGGCAGAGAGCGAUGCAGAAUGCGGGCCUUGUCUACCAGGUUACUAUAUCCUUGAGAACAGACACAGGAACAUAUAUGGGAUGGUGUGCCACUCCUGUUUGAUGGCACCCUCAAACAUCAAAGAAUGUAUGGGCACCAUGCUCAGCGAUUCUGGUAGUUCUAGCAGAUCCUUCUCCUCUAGCACCACCACUUCAUUCCCACAUGCCCAUAAAGCAGACCUGACUGGACAAGGACACUUGGCUACAGCUCUUAUAAUAGCAAUGUCAACAAUCUUCAUUAUGGCUAUUGCCAUUGUGUUAAUCAUCAUGUUCUACAUACUGAAGACAAAACCCAAUUCUCAAGCGUGUUGCUCCAGCCACUCAGUCAAGACUGUUGAAGCACAGACCAGCAAGCAGGAAGAGAAGAAGGAAGCUCAAGAGAAUGUUGACAAACUCAAACCAAAUCCUCCAAAGACUGUCAAAAGUGAAAACGACGCUUCGUCAGAAAACGAGCAGCUUCUCAGCAGAAGUAUCGACAGUGACGAGGAGGCUGCCCUAGAGAAGCAAGGGACCACAGAUUUAUGCCUGUUGUCACUAGUUCAUUUAACCCGUGAUAAGUCCUCAUCCACAAACAAUAAGUCCACUGGGAUUCAGAGUCGAAGGAAAAAGAUCCUGGAUCUCUACACUAAAGCAUGCAGUGUUGCUGAAGGUCUCAGCCCCACUGAGCUGGCUUUUGACUGCCUGGAGAAGACGAGCAGGAUGCUUAGCUCCACAUACAACACAGAGAAAGCCAUCGUGAAAACGUGGCGCCACCUGGCCGAGAGCUUUGGUCUGAAGAGAGAUGAGAUCGGGGGCAUGUCAGACGGGAUGCAGCUCUUCGACCGGAUCAGCACAGCUGGUUACAGCAUCCCAGACCUGUUGACCAAGCUGGUGCAAAUCGAGAGGCUGGACGCGGUGGAGUCCUUGUGCACAGAUAUUCUUGAGUGGGCUGAGAUACCGGAGACCACAAGCCCUGCUCUCUCAUCCAGAUGUGCCAGCGUGUGAGCUGCUGCUAUAGCCUGGACCACUGGAAAAUGAAGAAUUAAGUGUUUCUAAGCUCCGCGAUUUCAGAAAAAAACACUUUUUUAGCCAUUUCUACUUUCAGAUAUGUUUAAAUGCAAUUCUCUGUAAGGAGAAGCGAAAGCGAUUGUAAUUGAAUUCCAGUCAUGUUAAGAGACGGACCUUUCAGACAUUUUUUAAAUGAUUUUGGGAACAGUGUGCUGGUCACUCUGAGAAAGACUUUUAAUAUUGAUUUACAAAUAAACAAAACUGUUUGGUAUCUGUGGAGAAUCAUGAAAGCAUUAUAACCAAGGAUUUGAUCAAGAGGAACAUUAAUUUAUUAUCUAAUUGUUCCAGAUUUCUGCUAACACUUUACUGCAAGUGCCUUCUUACUGUUUUCUUGAAUAAACCGAAGCAAGCAGGGAUGCACAUGCUGUUCCAACACACUUAUUGAUGUCCAGUAUUGGACACUAUUCACAAAGCUUUAACUAGUUAACAGUACUGUUCAUGGUGUCUUAACAUGGAGUCCAGAACAGUUUCAUGAAUGUCAGGCUUUAAAAACAUUCGUUAAAUUUCUCAUGAGUUUGUGAACAAAGUCCUAACCUUCUGCAGUAAUAAUGUGCUCCCAGCCUGUGCUCAAAAUGCUGUUGGCUCUUUUUGUUGCUCGUGGUGUGUCGCUUUACACUUACAGUAUUUCCUGUCACGAUAUUCUUCUCUUUGGCUGUUCCCAGCAUUCGUUCCAUUUCCAUUCAGUGGUUUUUUGUUUGUCUUAAAGGAAAAACUGACCACUAAUGUAACACAUUAACCGACAUUCCCUUUUAAAUUGGUUUUAUUAUGAGGGAAACCUGAUGAAGCCUGAUUUCUACCCAACCAAAAUGGAAUUGAUAUAAUCUGGGUCAAACCCAAAAUUCAUUCCAAAAGUAUGUCAAACGAUUAGUUAUUAACGCAAGUUGCUAUAAAUCAAGGAUACUUUCUAAAACACUGAAUCUGUAUCCUUUUUGUAAAAACAAAUAAAGGCGUUUCCUUUUUUAAUAAGUCAAUUAAAUAGAGGUGUGUUAAAACAUAAAGUUCCUGAAGUUUUAGUUGUUAAAGAGUGCAUUAUGUUAAAAUAGGAAGUGAUUUCACACAGUUUCCUCCUUUUCUCUGUGUAGUAUGUGCAGAAUUAUUGCCUGAUUAAAUACAUUUUAAAAAAUUAAGAAUUUAACACAUUUUUUAACCCUGAAAACAGUAAAAAAAAAAAAAAACAUAUUUAGAACCUUACCGUGCUUAUACUAUAAAUCUACUGUGUUAUGAUUAACUAUGCUUUGUCACACCUAUUUCUGUUUUUCCAGCUUGCUUAUGCUUAUCCAUGCCUUUACUGUGCUGUAUUACACUUCGCUGUGCCUUGCACAUAAAGCAGUUAAGGUUAACAUUUGAAACGUUUAAGUUUUUAUUCAUUUAGAAAAGCUUAGUGAAACAGUUAAUUUAGAGAUAAACAAUUGAAUUUUAUGAAAACCUUUUUGUUUGUUUUAAUUGUGUGCUUUCUUUACACCUCUGGUUCAAAGUGUUAUUUUCCAACAAGUGAUUAAACCCAUAUGGGAGAAGCCAAUGUUAAGUGAUGUGCUGCUGCAUAUAUAUAUAUAUAUAUA
Acipenser ruthenus (sterlet) is the source of this 3271-nucleotide messenger RNA. Its product is annotated as tumor necrosis factor receptor superfamily member EDAR-like. Gene Ontology annotation, molecular function: signaling receptor activity. The coding region runs from base 288 to 1649 and encodes 453 amino acids. NCBI's taxonomy places the organism in Eukaryota, Metazoa, Chordata, Actinopteri, Acipenseriformes, Acipenseridae. Gene Ontology annotation, biological process: positive regulation of JNK cascade; positive regulation of canonical NF-kappaB signal transduction. Gene Ontology annotation, cellular component: plasma membrane. The record is from RefSeq and is a predicted model, not a curated record. The transcript has 12 exons.